AUCAAAAUUACUUCAAUCACAUCACAAGUUUACGAAAAACAAAAUUAUUUGAUACAUUUUAAUCUAGAAUCAUCUGUGUGGCUAAAUAUUAUUUGUGUUUCAAUUUCGACUAUUUGACGAAAAUAGAUAAUAGAAAUGGCACCUAAAGCAUUUGGUGAUGUGAAAAUGCAAGGACAAGCAUAUAAAGAUAAAAGUAAACCGGCUGAUAUUCGUAGCAGCAAUAUAUGUGCUGCGAAAGCUGUUUCUGAUGCAGUACGUACAAGUUUGGGACCCAGGGGUAUGGAUAAGAUGAUCCAAGCCUCAAACGGUGAAGUGACAAUUACCAAUGAUGGUGCCACAAUUUUGAAAGAAAUGAAUGUUACUCAUCCAGCAGCUAAGAUGUUGGUUGAAUUGUCUCGGGCGCAAGAUAUUGAAGCUGGCGAUGGCACAACAUCAGUUGUAGUAGUUGCAGGUGCUUUGCUGGAGGCUGCUGAAAAGUUACUUCACAGAGGACUUCAUCCAACUGCCAUUUCUGAUGCAUUUCAAAGAUGUGCUACCAAAGCUGUGGAAAUUCUUACAACCAUGUCACAACCAAUUGAACUUACUGAUCGUGAGAGUUUAAUCAAAAGUGCUUCCACUUCUUUAAAUUCUAAAGUUGUUAGUCAACAAUCGAGCUUGUUGGCACCGAUUGCCGUUGAUGCAGUAACCAAAGUAACUGAGCCUGGCCGAGAAAAUCAAGUAGAUUUAAAAGAUAUAAAAGUUAUUCGAAAACUUGGUGGAACCACUGAAGAUACAGAGCUUGUUGAAGGAUUAGUGUUCACACAGAAAAGUGCAGGUGUCAAUGGACCUAAGAAAGUUGAUAAAGCAAAAAUUGGUCUUAUUCAAUUCUGCAUUUCUCCACCAAAAACUGAUAUGGAUCAUAAUGUUGUAGUGUCUGAUUAUGCUGCCAUGGAUAGAGUGCUUAAGGAAGAACGUGCAUAUAUUCUAAAUAUUGUCAAACAAAUCAAGAAAAGUGGAUGUAAUGUAUUACUUGUUCAGAAAUCUAUAUUGCGUGAUGCUGUAAGUGAUUUAGCUCUACAUUUCCUUGAUAAAAUUAAAGUUAUGGUAGUGAAAGACAUUGAGCGUGAAGAUAUAGAGUUUGUCUGCAAAACUCUUAACUGCCGCCCAAUUGCCUCAUUAGAUCAUUUCCUACCUGAAAAUUUAGUCAAUGCAGAUUUAGUUGAAGAAGUUCAGACUGGAAGCAGUAAAUUUGUAAAGGUUACAGGUAUCCAAAAUCAAGGUCGUACAGUGACUAUAAUUGUUCGUGGUAGCAACAAGUUGGUGUUGGAUGAAGCAGCUCGUUCUUUACAUGAUGCUUUAUGUGUUAUUCGUUGCCUUGUUAAAAAGCCUUCCUUAAUAGCUGGUGGUGGUGCCCCAGAAACAGAGUUGGCUUUAAAAUUGGCUGAACAUGCACAAGCAUUAGAGGGAGUAGAUUCUUAUUGCUUCCGAGCUUUUGCAAAUGCAAUGGAGGUUAUUCCAAGCACUUUAGCUGAAAAUGCCGGUUUGAACCCUAUCUCAACCAUUACUGAAUUGAGAAGCCGUCAUGCCCAAGGCGAAAAUAUGGCUGGAGUAAAUGUUCGCAAAGGGGCUAUUACAAAUAUUUUGGAAGAGAAUGUAGUACAGCCUUUGUUGGUAUCAAUAAGUGCUAUAACAUUAGCUACUGAAACUGUGCGGUCUAUAUUAAAGAUAGAUGAUAUUGUCAACACAAUGCAAUGAACAAAAAAAUGGAUCUUCACUUUGCUUUUUAGGUUUCAUAUAUCUCUACUCAUCUUGUCACAUGCAAAUUAAUUUAUAAUAAACACGUUAUUUGCUUAA
This is a messenger RNA of Ctenocephalides felis (cat flea), 1833 nucleotides long. It is a transcript of the gene CCT4, whose product is annotated as T-complex protein 1 subunit delta. The record is from RefSeq and is a predicted model, not a curated record. The coding region runs from base 136 to 1734 and encodes 532 amino acids. Gene Ontology annotation, cellular component: chaperonin-containing T-complex. Gene Ontology annotation, molecular function: ATP-dependent protein folding chaperone; ATP hydrolysis activity; ATP binding. NCBI's taxonomy places the organism in Eukaryota, Metazoa, Arthropoda, Insecta, Siphonaptera, Pulicidae. Gene Ontology annotation, biological process: protein folding. The transcript has 11 exons.